Ogataea haglerorum is the source of this 2799-nucleotide messenger RNA. RefSeq lists its product as uncharacterized. The record is from RefSeq and is a predicted model, not a curated record. Gene Ontology annotation, cellular component: endoplasmic reticulum membrane. The coding region runs from base 1 to 2799 and encodes 932 amino acids. NCBI's taxonomy places the organism in Eukaryota, Fungi, Ascomycota, Pichiomycetes, Pichiales, Pichiaceae. Gene Ontology annotation, molecular function: mannose-ethanolamine phosphotransferase activity. The transcript has a single exon. Gene Ontology annotation, biological process: GPI anchor biosynthetic process.
AUGACCCAUUUCGUCAGCACAAACAGUCCUCCAGCCAAGCGUCUAUUUCUCAUAGUUGGAGACGGACAGCGUGCCGACAAGACGCUGGCAAAGAUCCACAACCCAGAAACCGGGAAAAGCGAGUAUCUGGCGCCGUACAUCCGCUCACUUAUAGAGACCCAGGGCACGUACGGUAUCUCGCACACAAGAAUGCCUACCGAGUCGCGACCAGGCCACGUGGCCAUGAUUGCAGGCUUCUACGAGGAUGUGAGCGCCGUCACGAAAGGCUGGAAGGAAAAUCCUGUCGAUUUCGACUCUGUCUUCAACCAGUCGGCCCACACUUACUCUUUUGGCUCGCCUGACAUUCUGCCCAUGUUUGCUGCCGGGGCGUCUGAUCCCAGCAGAGUGGAUACCUGGAUGUACGGGCAUGAGUUUGAGGAUUUUACGUCUUCGUCCAUUGAGCUCGACAGGUUUGUUUUUGAGCACCUCGACCAGUUGUUCGAUAAUUCCACGAAAGAUCCAGCUCUAAAUGCCCAGAUCCGGCAGGACAAAAACGUGUUUUUCCUGCAUCUGCUGGGAACAGACACGGCCGGCCACAGCUACAGACCGUACUCAAAAGAGUACUACGACAACAUCCGCUACACGGACGAGCAGAUCCGCAAGCUGGUGCCCAAAGUGAACAGCUUUUUUGGAGACGACAAGACCGCGUUUGUGUUCACUGCGGACCACGGAAUGAGCGAUUUCGGUUCUCACGGUGACGGCCAUCCAGACAAUACGCGCACGCCGCUGGUCUGCUGGGGCGCGGGCUGCAAGAAACCAGUCUUCACCGAGCCGUCCAAGAACGAGUAUCUCGCCAAAGAGCCGCUCGAGAUGGAAACAUGGGGGCUGGACAACAUCAAACGGCACGACGUGAAGCAGGCAGACAUCGCCUCGCUCAUGUCGUUCCUUGUUGGGCUUAAUUACCCAGCCAACUCCGUGGGCGAGCUGCCAAUUGAGUAUCUGGACGUUCCCGAGCUCGACAAAAUUAAAGGACUAUAUCAUAACGCAUUGAGCAUCCACGAGCAGUACCUAGUGAAGCUGCGGGAGGUGGCAAGCAGUCAGUUUGACUUCAAGCCGUUCCCAGGUUUUGAAACGAAGCCUGGCCACGUGUACAAGGGUGAGAUCGAACACCUGAUCCAGCUGGUUUCUGAGGGUGUGAACGAGGCCGAGCAGCCGGCCGUUGCGCUCAUUGAAGAGCUUAUCACGGUGUCUCUGCAGGGCCUUGAUUACCUCCAAAAAUACAACUGGCUGCUGCUGAGAAGUAUCGUCACCCUGGGCUUUGUUGGGUGGAUUGUCUACUCUUUCAUUAUAUUCCUGCAAUUGUACAUUGUGCCUAGCCAUCUGAAACAGAAUACCCGCACGCCUGCGGGCUCGUUAGAGCGGUUCAGCAUCUACGUGCCUUUUGCGUCUCUGGCAGCUGGCCUGGGCUACGUGCUAUUUUACCAGAACUCGCCUGUCAACUACUAUCUCUACACGGCUUUCCCUCUCUAUUUUUGGCAUAGCAUCGUGGAACAGCGUCGGACACUGAUCGUUGGGCUCCAUGAAUUUUUCAAGGGGUACAGUAGAGGCUAUAUUGUGCUGGUGCUGGCAGCAAUCGUUGGGUACUUCGAGUGUAUCACAAUAGGGUUCACAAAUCGGGGAAUUUUUGUGUUCAUGUUUGUGGCACUAGGCGUCUAUCCAAUGGUUGUGGCGAGACUGCCAUUUUUACAAGGCCUGGCAUGGGUCGCGACGUGCGGUGUCCUUUCCUUUUUCCCCGCGCAGAAUCCCGUCAAAACUGAAACCUUGGAGCUUAUUGUGGCGGGUGGAGUGCUGGUUCUUUUGAUCGGCGCAGCGGCCCUCUACCAAUUGCGCUUGCCGCCAUACACAGCAAAGCUGGUGCUGGUGCAAUUGGGACUGGUGGCUCUUGCUAUUGUGUCCACGUCAAAAGCAGUGGUGUCACUACAGCGCCGAGAAGGAUUACCUAAGGAUGCGCAAAUCCUGGGGUGGCUCAAUUUGGGGCUCUCGCUGCUAGUGGUGCCGGUUCUGCACCAGCGUAGGCCAGACCCAAGCUACAAGACACGGUUCCUGAUUAUCUUCCUGGCGUUCUCCCCGACGUUUGUGAUCCUCACAAUCUCGUUCGAGACCCUAUUUUACGUGCUGUUCUCGGCAUUGGUGUUCCAGUGGAUUGGGGUGGAAUCCGCUAUAUCCUCCAGAGUGUCGAAAUGGCCACAGCUGCUUAGAGUGGCAAUCAUCGGGUUCUUCUUCCUACAGAUAGCAUUUUUCGGAACCGGAAAUAUUGCGUCUGUGUCAACUUUCUCGUUGGAUUCGGUGUACCGGCUGCUGCCGAUAUUUGAUCCCUUCCCGAUGGGCGCACUACUUAUGCUCAAGCUGAUCAUCCCAUAUGUGAUAUUGAGCGUGGGACUUGGGCUGAUGAACGUCAAGCUGCAUCUGAUAAUAUUCAGCAUCUCGUCCUUGAUCAUUUCCUUGAGCGACUUGCUGUCCCUCAACUUUUUCUACUUGGUCAAGACCGAGGGCUCGUGGCUGGACAUUGGACUCACAAUCUCCAAUUACUGUCUCGCAAUAUUGAAUUCGCUCUUCAUUUUGUUGCUCGAGCUGUUAUCCAACAUUUUGCUCGCUAAAACCGAGCUGGCAAAAUCGGACCACCACUCCAAUGAGAGAUCCAAACUCGACCUGACCAUCGACUCCCCCGAGUACCGGUCGGCUCUGCUGGAAGAUAAGCGUCUGGAGUCCCUAGGAGGGUCAAUUGCUACAAGGGUUAAGCGCAGAUCGGCAAAGACCUAG